Soboliphyme baturini is the source of this 213-nucleotide messenger RNA. NCBI's taxonomy places the organism in Eukaryota, Metazoa, Nematoda, Enoplea, Dioctophymatida, Soboliphymatidae. The record is from the annotation of a GenBank genome assembly.
AUGCGUUACUGCCUGUACGCCGCGGGCGUUUUCCAGCUUGUUUGCUUGUUGAUGUUGUUUAUACGGCCGCAGCUUGGUGAAAGCGACUUGAGCAAUCCUGCGGCUAAAGCUUCGUGUGCUUCUUCUGCUGCCAGUCCUCUGGCGACCGCUCGUAAGACCUCAACGACGAGAUAUAAGAAGGCCUGCAGGGCGGACAAGAAGAAGCGAGCUUAA